Molecule: messenger RNA, 1258 nt
Organism: Stegastes partitus (bicolor damselfish)
Lineage: Eukaryota; Metazoa; Chordata; Actinopteri; Pomacentridae
Gene: pdf
Product: peptide deformylase, mitochondrial
Exons: 2
Biological process (GO): N-terminal protein amino acid modification; peptidyl-methionine modification
Cellular component (GO): mitochondrion
Molecular function (GO): peptide deformylase activity
Source: RefSeq, a predicted model, not a curated record
CCGGCCCGCCUGGCUCCCCUCCCGGCCCGCCUGGCUCCCCUCCCGGCCCGCUCCUUCUCCAGCCACGCCAAGACGCGCUCGUACCUCCAGUAUGUGAAGAGGAAGAUCAUGGCCCCUCCCAGUCCUCCGUACGGACACGUCUGCCAGGUGGGCGACCCGGUUCUGCGCUGCCGUGCCGAGGCUGUGGACCCGGCGGCAGUGACGGGUCCUGAGGUCCAGCGGGUCAUCAGCACCAUGGUGAAGGUGAUGCGGAAGCAGGAGUGCGUGGGGUUGAGCGCCCCCCAGGUCGGGGUGCCGCUCCGCAUCCUGGCCCUGGAGUUUCCAGAGCGGAUGCUGGACGACGUGUCCCCGGCCUCCAGGGAGGUCCGAGGUCUGUCCGCCCAGCCCCUCAGGGUGUUCGUGAACCCGCGGCUCAGGGUUCUGGACGGCCAGACGGCUCUCUUCCAGGAGGCCUGCGAGAGCAUCUCAGGCUUCUCUGCUGCGGUUCCUCGGUUCCUGUCCGUGGAGGUGUCGGGCCUGAAUGAAAAAGGAGAACCGGUGUCGUGGCGGGCCAGCGGCUGGCCGGCCCGCAUCCUGCAGCAUGAGAUGGACCACCUGGACGGCGUCCUCUACAUCGACCGCAUGGACAGCAAGACCUUCAUCAACAUCCACUGGCAGCAGCACAACGAGUAGACCGGACGCCGGGUCCUCAGACAGCUGAGGCUGUGGCGGUUGGUGGUUCUGGUUGAAAGAAGAGGUCUGGAUGAAGUGAACUCACAGAGAACCUGGUAAAGCAGAAGCAGCUCCUGAGGACCUCAGAUGUGUUUGAUGAAACAUCACAUGAAUGAAACGGUGCCGACGGCAGGACAUGAUCCAGGAGAACAACCGUGAUGGAACAUCUGGAACACGCUGAUGUCGUCUAAAUUAUUCUUCUUGUUCUGCUUGGUUCUGUUGAAACGUUCAAAUCGUACGACUAAUCAAACACUUCAUGGCCAAAAACUACUGAACUUCUGCUGCACUUGGUUCUAAAGUCACCGAGUCUCUCUGUGGAAACACCGUCCAGCUGGACGCCCACCUGGACGCUCACCUGGACGCUCACCUGGACGCUCACCUGGACGCCCACCUGGACGCUCACCUGGACGUCCACUGAGUCAGCGGUGGAUUGUGUCCCACUGAGGAGCUCCAUUUUGUUUGUAGUACAGAAUCUAAUGCAAACAGUUUUGUGUAAUUGGCUGAACUGAGACGUGCAGAUUAAAGUGAUUUCUGUUAAACAUCAGAA